AGAGACCUUGUUCAGAAGACACAAAAUGUAUCGCGUUCUCCACCGCGCCCUGUGCACCGCCACAGAGCCCGCCACCGGCAGCAUCAAGUCAAUUUCGCAGGAUCUCUACAAAGAAUCCAAGUUGAAAAGCCUGGUCGACAAGUUCAAGAAAGCCUCCGACAACGACCGCUUCCGGAAGAAAACCGGCAUCUACGAGGACACCGUGCGCCGCCUCGCCGGCGCCAAGCGCUUCCGGUGGGUCCGCGACAUCCUCGAACACCAGAAGCAGUACUCCGACAUCUCCAACGAGGGUUUCUCCGCGCGCCUCAUCACCCUUUACGGCAAAUCCGGCAUGUCCAAACACGCGCGCAAGCUGUUCGACGAAAUGCCCCAACAUAACUGCCACCGCACCGCCCUCUCUCUCAAUGCCCUCUUGGCCGCGUACCUCCACUCCAGGAAAUACGACGUCGUAGAAACCCUCUUCAGGGACCUGUCCGCCCAGCUUUCCAUCGAACCCGAUUUGGUCACUUACAACACUCUCAUCAAAUCUUUUUGCGAAAUGGGUGCCUUCGAUUCUGCCUUGGAGGCUUUCAAGGAGAUGGAGGGUAAGGGUUUGAAGCCUGAUUUCAUCACGUUCAACACUUUGUUUGAUGGGUUGUACUCAAAAGGUCGUUUUGAUGAGGGUGAGAAGCUCUGGGGGCAAAUGGGUGGUUACAAUGUUGUUCCUGAUGUGAGGAGUUACUGUUCCAAGCUUGUGGGGUUGGCUGGGGAGAAGAAAGCUGGUGAAGCUGUUGAGGUUUUGAAGGAAAUGGAGAAGGCGGGUCUGAAGCCUGACGUUUUCUGCGUCAAUGCUGUGAUCAGAGGUUUUGUGAAUGAGGGUAAUUUGGAUGAGGCUAAGAAGUGGUUUGGUGAGAUUGCGAACUUUGGUUAUGACCCUCAUAAGACCACUUACGCCACCCUUGUUCCGUUCCUGUGUGAGAAGGGUGAUUUGAAGACGGCCAUUGAGAUGUGCAAGGAGAUUUUCAAUAACCGGUGCCGUGUUGACGCGUCGCUGCUGCAGGUUGUGGUGGAUAAACUGGUGAGUGAGAACAUGGUUUCAGAGGCCAAGGAGAUUGUGGAGCUAGGGAAAACCAAUAGGUAUUGUCGCUAUAAGCUAAAUUUGCCGGGAGAAGAGUAGAGUUAUGUUAGCACUUAGUUUCACUUUAUUAUUGUUCUUGCAUUUUAAAUGGUUUUGUGAUAAUGGUGAUUGGAAAUUGCCAAGAGUGAAAUUUGUUUGGCAUUGUGAGAUUACUGACUGGUUGCUUCAACAUGGCUUAUGCAGUCUGAUUGCACUGGUUCUAUGGGUUGGUUUGAUAUCAGCCCUUAAAUGUAGUCUCGGUUGAGAUGAACUAACAUAAAAACACUGUUUUUCCUAAUUUACUCUUUGUUUGCUCU
This is a messenger RNA of Cajanus cajan (pigeon pea), 1413 nucleotides long. RefSeq names its product Tetratricopeptide repeat (TPR)-like superfamily protein. Gene Ontology annotation, biological process: chloroplast-nucleus signaling pathway; mitochondria-nucleus signaling pathway. The record is from RefSeq and is a predicted model, not a curated record. Gene Ontology annotation, cellular component: chloroplast. Gene Ontology annotation, molecular function: protein binding. NCBI's taxonomy places the organism in Eukaryota, Viridiplantae, Streptophyta, Magnoliopsida, Fabales, Fabaceae.